Messenger RNA from Impatiens glandulifera, 1220 nucleotides. RefSeq names its product heavy metal-associated isoprenylated plant protein 3-like. NCBI's taxonomy places the organism in Eukaryota, Viridiplantae, Streptophyta, Magnoliopsida, Ericales, Balsaminaceae. The transcript has 5 exons. The coding region runs from base 130 to 978 and encodes 282 amino acids. The record is from RefSeq and is a predicted model, not a curated record. Gene Ontology annotation, molecular function: metal ion binding.
UUCUCACUCUCUAUAUAUUAAUACUUCUUUGAGUCUCUCUAUCUCUAUAAUAUAUUAUUAUUAAUAUAUUUGGCUAUAUCAAACUGAAAUCAUUUCUCACUUCUUUCUUCUAAGUCCUCGCAAGUGGAAAUGGGCGCAAAUAAGAACAAAUCUGAUGACGGAGGGAAGAAGAAUGAUGAUCUUGUGGUUCUUAAAAUGGAUUUGCACUGUUCCGGUUGCAUUACCAAGUGCAAGAAAGUUCUCGGAUCUUUGGAAGGUUUUGUAUCUUUGAAAGCUGAUUUGGAAUCGAACAAGAUAAGUAUCGUCGGAAAAGUUGAUCCGGUGAAGGCUAAAGAGAUACUCGAGCAGAGGAUGAAGAAGAAUGUGGAGAUUAUCUCUCCGGCGCCGCCUAAGAAGAAAGAAAACGGCGGUGAAGAUAAGAAGAAAUCGGAAGAGAAAACAGAGAAAAAGGCAGACGAUAACAAGGCCAAAGAGCCGCCAUUGAUAACUGCUGUUUUGAGACUUAACCUUCACUGUGAAGGAUGCAUUCAAAAGAUCUACAAAACCGUUACCAAAACAGAAGGUUUUCAUGAGAUUAAAUUUGAUAGAGAGAAGGAAUUGGUGAUGGUGAAAGGAACCAUGGAGAUGAAAAUGUUAGCCGAGACACUUGAAGGAAAAUUGAAGAGGAAUGUGGAGGUUUUGAUUCUUCCAAAGAAAGAAACUGCCGGAGGAGCCGGCGCCGGCGCCGGAGAAAAUAAAGAGAAAGGCGGCGGCGGCGAAAAGGAUAAGGCUGGUCCUAAAGUAGGUGAACAUCAGGUCCAAUUUUCCCCUGUGAAUUAUGGAUAUGGAUACGGGUAUCCGUAUGGGUACCCUCCUGUAACCGGAUACCCGACCACCAAUAGGUACACCGCACCAAAUCCGGGCGGAUGGGGUAACUACCAAAACCCUCCGGGUUUUGCAUUUAGCGACGAAAAUCCAAAUGCUUGUUUUAUCAUGUGAGAUUCUUGAAGAAUUAAGAAGAUUCAAGAUAUGAAUAAAUUAAAAUGGUGUAAAUACUAUAUAGCAUUACUAGUAGUGGGGAAUUGGAUCAUCAAACUUUAAUAAAAAUACAUUAUUAUUAUUAUUGGGUUUAUACUACGUCACUAAAGCAAUGAGAGUGAUCCAUAAUUAAUUUAGGUAGCUAGAUUUCUUUUUCUUAAUAUUUGGAAUGAUAUGAAAAUAAUGGACAAUCUUUCUCUAUA